Molecule: messenger RNA, 3700 nt
Organism: Carassius carassius (crucian carp)
Lineage: Eukaryota; Metazoa; Chordata; Actinopteri; Cypriniformes; Cyprinidae
Gene: mtf2
Product: metal response element binding transcription factor 2
Exons: 17
Coding region: 289-2259 (656 amino acids)
Biological process (GO): chromatin organization; regulation of DNA-templated transcription
Cellular component (GO): nucleus
Molecular function (GO): DNA binding; chromatin binding
Source: RefSeq, a predicted model, not a curated record
UGUGAGUGAGGUAAACAUCCUCCCACUAACGCUUUUUCAAAUUUGUGAGGGAAAGUGAGUCCGUGCGGAGCGCGAGCGCGUCCCAUAAUGCACUCGCCACUCAGCGGGAAACCAAAAUGGCGAGAGCGAGCGAGCCAAACCAGCCGUUUACCAUAGUGUAAAAUACUUAAUACGUUAGAUUCAUCUCUCAAAAGCAGCACCAUCUCGAUUUACAGCGGAGCGCCUGCUGACCGUUUAUGGUGUAGUUCUUUGUGUUUGUGAGGCAUUGUAACCCGGGAAAGUGGCCGAAUGAGAGACUCCGCAAGUUUAGAUAACCUGGCCGCCCACCAAAAAUCAACUCCAAAUCACCAACACAAGUCACCGGUGCCUUUGUCACAAUUUCCCCUGAAAGAUGGGCUGACCGACACAGCCAAACUCGCCAGCAAGUUUGAAGAAGGGCAGGACGUCCUGGCCCGAUGGUCAGAUGGCCUCUUUUACCUGGGAACUAUCUCCAAGAUAGAUAAACAUAAGCAUCGCUGCUUUGUGAUUUUUGAAGAUCAAUCUAAAUCCUGGGUUCUGUGGAAGGACAUUCAGACAGUUGACAGACCUCAGAGUCUCCAGGCUUACACAAACCGUAAGUCCCACAUCGAGCCAGGAGACAAGAAUAGGGAAGGGGACAGUGGUGGGGAAAUGCUCUGCUCUAUAUGCCAGAAUGAAAGCUCCGAGCCCCCCAAUGAAAUAGUUAUCUGUGACAAAUGUGGGCAAGGAUACCAUCAGCUAUGCCAUGCUCCCAUAAUUGACUCCAGUGUCAUUGCCUCCGAUGACAAAUGGCUGUGCAGACAGUGCGUGUUUGCUACAACAACAAAGAGAGGCGGUGCACUGAAGAAAGGGCCAAAUGCCAAAGCCCUACAGGAAAUGAAGCAGUCUCUUCCAUACGCCCUUGAAGAUUUAGUGUGGGACCAGGGCCACAAGACCAACAUCCAGCAAUGCUACUGCUACUGUGGAGGGCCUGGCGACUGGUAUCUGAAGAUGUUGCAGUGUAAUAAGUGUAAACAGUGGUUUCAUGAAGCCUGCAUCCAGUGUUUUCAGAAGCCCAUGCUCUUUGGAGACAGGUUCUAUCUAUUUAUUUGUUCUGUUUGUAAUAGUGGACCAGAGUACCUCAAACGUUUGCCUCUGAGAUGGGAAGAUGUUGCACACCUGAGCCUCUAUAACCUGAGUGUAAUUCAUAAAAAGAAAUACUUUGACUCAGAACUCGAACUGAUGACUUACAUCAAUGAAAACUGGGACAGGCUUCAACUUGGCGAGCUUGCAGAUACCCCAAAAGCAGAACGAUAUGAAUGCAUUCUGGAAGCACUUAACAGCAACCUCAACAUGUUCAUGUCAGGGAAAGAGAUAAAAAAGAAGAAACACCUGUUUGGAUUACGAAUUCGCUUCCCGCCAGCCCCACAGAGUUCUGAGCUCCUGUCAGGUCGAGAACCCGAAAAAGCCUCCCAUGAGAUCAAAAUCAAAGGCAGGAAGGCCACCAAACCCCCUCAUUCAUGCAGCACUGUCAAUAAUGGAGUGAAGAAAGGAAAGAGGAAGCAUCACACACACUCCUUAGAGACGUUGGCCAAACUGAGAAGAUCAAGUGAACUUUUGGGACAGAAUGAUGGGAAGUUUCCAACUCUAGACAACAACUCACUGGACUUGAUGGCUUCAAAAAGUGCUAAAAUUGAAAAAUCUUUGCCUUCAUCAAGUACCUCAGAUGUUGAAUCUGUUGGUGCCACCAGCAACAGUGAAACUACCUCAACCACCCUCUCAAGGCAGUCCAGAAGAGACUUCUUUCAAAAACAAAAUUUUACUGACCUCAAACUUUUAAAUGUUUGGGCAGUCCGAGCGGACCACGCACUGGAUGCUUAUGGCCCACCAUCACACAGCCGCCGAUUAAGAGACGUCGGGGGCGUCCACGACGAGCACUGCAGCCCCCAAAUCCAGAGAUUCCUCCACCCUGCAACCCGGAGCUGCAACCCAGCAACAACGUUCCCGAGCCCAGCCCCCUCCCCUCCUGCCUCUACAGCGGCAUGGACAUCAUGCAGGGCCUGGACCCCAGCACCCAGCUCAACCAGCUCAAGAGUUCCAUCAGCACUUACUUCGGCGCUGCAGGACGCCUGGCCUGUGGGGAGAAGUACCGUGUGCUCGCUCGCCGUGUCACUAAUGACGGCAAAGUCCAGUACUUGGUGGAAUGGGAGGGUGUCACUGCCUCCUGAGCUUCAUAUCAGUCUAAUGUAUUUCAUUUCUUGACAGUAAAUGUGUAACCCAUAAGGAGAGAAAGGCAGUGAUUGUGCCCAGAUGUAUGUGGUUGACUCAGGACUAUAAGAAAGAGAUGGGACUUUGUAAAGUUCUGUGUAUGUGACCUGUCUCUGUGGAAAUUGAAACGGAAUGCCUUCACAUGGACUGGAUUUACACAUUGAAGGUGGCUGUAGUUUCAGGUUUAGGACAUAAUCAAUUCACUACUUUGUGAAAAUAACCCAUGUCCUUGCUUUUUCUCUCUGAUGUGGAGGUGCCUUAAGGGGAUGUGAAACAGAUACUAUAUAUGCUGCUGGAGACAGAGGAUUUUUGUUCUGCUUAUUCAUUUAAACAUUUUCUUAUAGCUCGAAUUGCCAAGAGGAGAGAGCGCUAUUGUCAAUAGGGCACUUUUAUUUACAUUUCAACUGAUUGCACAUAAGCUCUCAUCCUGUACAUCUAGUAUUUUGUCAUCUCAGUUUAAACAGCCUACCUUGAGAAUUUGAUUAUAAAAUGAGAUUGAUGUUAAAAAACAAUGGGAAAUGGUUCAUUGUUCUCCUGCCACAAAAAAAAAAUUAAAAUAUAAGAGUAGCAUUAAUAUUUACAUAAAAUCUUGGUAUUUGAAACAUUCCACAUUCCCAGAAGGCUAAUCGAAGGCUUUUUUUUUGUUUAUAAUUGUCUCUUUUUUUUUUAUUAUUAUUUUUUUAAUAUAUCUUAUCUUAAAAGCAUAUGACAGCGCUGUAGCGUUAGGUCUUUUGUAUAUCCUCCCCUCAAUAUCUGCCCUGGUAAUUUAAGUUAUAAAGGUUUUUAAUUUUAGGCUAAGCGCUUUUUUUUUUUUUUAUCCUGAAUCGAAUGUCUAAUUUGUCUGGUCUUAUUUGUAUACUUUGUUAUACUAUGCAACUAAUUCAGCAGACCUGUGUAUAUCGGCUUUUUUUUUUUUUUUUUGCAAUUUUAGCUUCACGUUUCAAUCAGAAAACAGCAGCAAUAUUUUUGUUACAAUUGACUCAGGCUUUUUGUGGUGCUAUUUAUUACUUUUUUUUUAACAGUGUACACUAACAAAUUGUCAAUUCACAUGAGCACUCAGGUUUAUUUACAACUUGUAGGACAUCCAAAUGAGAUUUUCAGUUCUUAGCUUUGUAUUUUCAUACAUUUCUAAAAUUCUAAAGUUGUAUGAAUUUUUAGGUGGACUUUUUUUUUUUUGACCUGAGAAUUCCCUGUUCUCAAUAAUAUUAUCUAACCACUUGCAGCGGGUGGAAGUAGAAUUGGUAUCGGCAAGUUUUGGACUUCAACAUUAAUACCUCCUGAUUUUGAUACAAAAAAAAAAUUCUAUAAAUAUUAAACUCUUGUUAUGUGUAUGAAGCAUUAUUCAGUUGGUGUACCAGUGUUAGUAAAGCUUGCUUUGUAUUUUCCUGGCUUUGAGCAGGCUCCUUUAGCCAAAGAAUAAAGAUCUGAAACCUUA